Wasmannia auropunctata (little fire ant) is the source of this 2547-nucleotide messenger RNA. RefSeq names its product Bardet-Biedl syndrome 1 protein (gene BBS1). The coding region runs from base 349 to 2103 and encodes 584 amino acids. Gene Ontology annotation, molecular function: patched binding; smoothened binding. Gene Ontology annotation, biological process: protein localization to cilium; non-motile cilium assembly. The transcript has 7 exons. Lineage: Eukaryota; Metazoa; Arthropoda; Insecta; Hymenoptera; Formicidae. Gene Ontology annotation, cellular component: BBSome; axoneme; centrosome. The record is from RefSeq and is a predicted model, not a curated record.
UCUCUGAUUUGAAAUUUUCCCGCUUUUGCGCCAUUUGGCUUAAUGAUUUCUAUGGAAACAAAUACAUAAACAAAGCACAUGGCAUUCUGUAAAUGUAAUUUAAUGCGUAUAUGUUCCUAGUUAUGGAAUGUCAGUCCAUCAAGCUAUAAAAUUGCCAGUUAUAAAAUUGAUAAAAUAUGUAAUUAAGUUGAGAAAUCUUUUAUCUCAGUUCGAAAUGUGCAAUAUAAAUAUAGUUAAUAUAAUAUUGCUGAUAUGUCAUAAAUAAGAAAACUGAUAUGUAAUUCAGUACAUAAUUAAACUGUAAAUAAGUUCAUUAUUUAUAUAGAAAGAGAACAAAAGUUUGUAAUCAUGCAUGGUUUAAGAGCUGAUCAUAAAUCUCUUGGAGGACUCGGGAUGAGCCGCUGGUUGGAAGCACUCUGGGAACCAAGUGCUGGUUUAUUUUCUCUGCCAGGUGGACUUGAUAUGCUGGAUAUAAGCGGUGAUGGAGAUGCUAGACUUAUUUGUGCUGACCUAGGACCAGUUGGAAGCGAUUCAACAAAGAUACGAGUGUAUAAAGGAGGCGAUCAAAUAACGGAGCAUAACAUGGUAGAUCCACCCUGUGGAGUAGUCGGUUUUUAUACGGAAAAUGGAGAACCUCGAUCGUCUGUAGUUGCUGUAGGAGCUGGGGCUAGCGUGUAUAUUUUCAAAAAUAUGAGACCCUUCUUCAAAUAUUGUCUGCCACACAUUGAUGCCCAUCCAAAAGAACGAGAAAUUUGGCAUAAAUGCGGAUUGGACGAGGAAUUGAAUGUGCUGACCCUUGCAGAUGAUUUGGAGCUGUUACUGAAAGAACUUGGCGCGGCAUUUCUCUCUCCUCGUACUUUAAAGUUUCUCUCUUUGGACAAUAAUUUACGAUUGAGUUUCGCAGAGCAAUAUAGACGAAUACCGCUUGUCAAAGCCAAUGCCUUAACGGCAAUCACGACUAUUCGCAGGGACUCGUGGAACUAUCCCGCUAGCAGUUGUCUUGUAUUAGGAACCGAGUCAGGCGAAGUCCUUAUCUUGGAUCCCAGAGCUUUUUCAGUUAUGGAUAAGCAUAAACUGGAAUGGCCACCAGCAGCAUUUGCCAGUUGUGGCUUAUGGACAGGUGACGGUCGCAUAAUAGUCACUGGGAGAGAUGGAAAAAUAGGGACGAUUAGGAGAGGAAGUUCUGUGAAACUGUGGGAAACGUUACCCGCGCCUGCGGUAGCUGUUUCCGUUCUCACUUCUGAAGGAGCAGCAGUAGCUGUUAUGGACGGAACUCUAAUCGGAUUUUCAAAAAGAGGUAUAAAAUUAUGGCACGUCAAUAUUCCUGGUAUAAUAUUGGAUCUAGUUAGCUUACCAGUACCACAAAGCGGGCUGUCCUUGUUAGCUGUAAGCACAGUAGGCUACGGCAUUCGCAUUUACGAUGGGAAACAUCACGUGGAUACGGUAAAAAUUAUGGAGCCUGUAUCCGCUCUUAAGUACGGACGAAUGGGACAAGAGGAACGGACAAUAGCAAUGGUCACUGUCGGGGGUGGUUUAUGCAUGAAAAUUCUGAAACGCACUGCUGACUUUAAUACAAAUAUUUCAAUGUCGAAUUCAUCGUCGAGUAAUACGUCGAAGUUCUCGAUACCGAAGAAAACGCGAUUAUUUGUUGAUCAAACUAUAAGGGAGAGAGCCGAGGCAAAGAAAAUUCAUAAUACAUUUCAGCAAGGCUUUCUCCGCUUACGUUUGGCAACGGCUAAACAAGCGUCUGAACAUUUAAGCGAAAACCUAGCAUCAGGACCGAAUCCUCUUACGUUGGAGACAAAUGUUCUCGGUUUGGGUCCCAAUUAUAUGAUUCGCGUUAUAGUGACAAAUAUUUCUGAAGUUUUAUCUCCAACGGAGUUGUAUAUUCUCUGCAGAGCCGAAGACACCGAUGUGAAUCCUCGUGUGAUAGACUUGCCCUUGCUACCAAGUGCUGUGCCUAUACCAAUAGCUAUUAGCGCAAAUCUGAAAGGUCAAAUAUCAGGGAAAGUUAAAAUAUUACUCUGCAAGAAAUCAAAUCCGAAACCUUUGGUUGUAACGACAGUAAUUUUGCCAGCCGCCGAGGAAGAUUUUGAAAUCUGAAGAGCUUAAUAUUUAAAGUGUAAUUGAGAGUUGAGUCAAGUACAAAUAUAAAAUAAAUUAUAUUUAAUUUAAUUUAAAAUGGACUUUAUUUUAUAGAUGUAAAAUAAAUCGUAUAUCGUAUUAUUGUCUUGUAUUGUGUAAAUAUAUGAUAAAUAGUUUACAAUAGUAAAUACGAACUUUUUACAUUUUUUACACUAUUUCUCAAAGGAUUGUAUUAAUAAUUUACAGUAAAAUACGCGGAAUGUUUUUGUUUACUUUGUUUAUUAUGUAUCUGCAAGUAUAAUCUUAUUCAUUAAUUAAUUAAUAUAUCUUUCGUUUUUCUUGAUUGUACAUGUUACAUUGAUUAAGGCAACAAGAAGCUAUAUAUUCAUAUGCACAUCAGGUGUGUUGCGUAUUGAUAUAUUUUAUAAAUAUCCUGACUUUUUAUAUGUAUAUUGUCAAUAU